Messenger RNA from Malaya genurostris, 5133 nucleotides. It is a transcript of the gene FER, whose product is annotated as tyrosine-protein kinase Fer. The coding region runs from base 1440 to 4100 and encodes 886 amino acids. The record is from RefSeq and is a predicted model, not a curated record. NCBI's taxonomy places the organism in Eukaryota, Metazoa, Arthropoda, Insecta, Diptera, Culicidae. Gene Ontology annotation, biological process: peptidyl-tyrosine phosphorylation. Gene Ontology annotation, molecular function: non-membrane spanning protein tyrosine kinase activity; ATP binding. The transcript is spliced from 14 exons.
AAUUGAAUUCAUUCGUGCAGCAGACUUGGUAUCGUUCGGUUGUACGUGGUAUCGUUCCGCUCGUGUUUGUCGUGACUUGUCGGACAAAAGUUUUGUUUUGCUGAUCCCGGGGCUCGCGUUUUGAUUCCCGCAUUCGGUGUGUGUAAUUUAUAGUGCAUUUGCCAGUGCCAGUGCCAGUGCCAGUGUGUGUUGUGUGUAGGUGGAGAACUGCGACAGUGAAGACGAAAGUGAGCACAGCUGGCCGUGAGAGAGAAAUACUGCAAAGAAGAAAGUGAGAUUUUAAAUUUAGAAAUAAACAAACAACCAAAAAAACAGUGUCAGUUUCAGUGCGAAAUUUUGGGACCGUGUUUAUUCGCGGCUAUGAUUCAAUAGCGAAUAUUUUUAAUGUUAUUUCAUCACCAUUACCAUCGGAUGAAACGGGAAACUGCGCCGAACAUGACGGUCGCAAUUUUUUGACGGUCGGUCGGUCGGUUUCAACAAUAAAACACUAAGUGAAGAAACAAAAAGCUGAACAUCAUCAUCCCGAAGGUUUCAAGUCUUCUUCGAACGUCAACACAUUCGGGUCCCGGUCGAAGAUAGGAAGAGAAAAAAAGCUCGAAGGUAGUGCAAAACAAAAAAAGAUAGAAAAAGCUAGCGAUAGCAAAAAAUUAAUUUAGUGCGAGAUCAGAAUAGUGAAAAUCUAAUCCCUCCGCCGUCUAACCGACUAACGAACUCGGAAUCGAAACUCGCGGGCGCGCGGUGAAAAAAGCAAUUUGUCAUUUGAUCGAUGUGACAGGAAUAAGCGAUGACCAUAAGCAGCGGCGGCGGCGGCGACGGCACAUCUCUCCGGUGGUUAGUGUCCGGCAGCGACGAGCGAAGAGGAGGACGACAACGCCGGUAAGAAAAACGGUGACCAAAAUGCCGUUUUAGCUGCUGAGAGAGAGACCACGCAGCGCACACAUAGCAGUAGCGGUUCGCUUUCACUGAUCGGUUUUUCGGUUCGGUUCGGUGUCACACAGUAGGCAGUGUCGUUGCCAUUGUGUUGUUCGUGCGUAUGCGUAUCGUAUCGUGUAUGUGAAACCCCUUCCUCCUCCCGUCCGCGACGGUUGUCAACGAAACGACGGUAGCGCUGAUUGUGGGAACAAGCAGAGAAAGGAGCAAAAUAUAGUGAAGGGCGGAAAUACGCCGAAAAAAAAGCUCAUACCGGAUCAGUGACAACUUGAUGGAGUUGCAUAGGUGUACCCAAAAGUGACAUAAUAUCUCGGGAAGAAGAUAAGAGGUAGAGGAAAAACGAAAGGAAGGAUUGACUCGCUCCGGCACCGCACAGUGCAUAGUUGGGCGCGAAUGUUCAGGGUAAAAGAGGCGCGAGUGGCAUUUUAAAAAGGCCUUACAAAACGGUUCAGUUGUGAAUGUGAGUAAUCGUAGCGAAAAGUCCGUCAGUAACAAACAAGGCAGCUGAAAUGGGUUUCUCAUCGGCGCUGCAAGGCCGGGCGGCGCACGAAGCGCUUCUAAACCGUCAGGAGGCGGAACUGAAGCUGCUAGAAACGAUGAAACGUUGCAUGAUCCAGAAGAGCAAGUGCGACAAGGAGUACGCGACAUCGCUGGCGGCCGUCACCCAGCAGGGACUGAAGAUCGAUCGCAGCGAUGAUCUGCAGGGAAGUCAUGUAACCCGUGCCUGGCGAUUAUACCUGGAGGAACUCGAGCACACAGCCAAACAGAUAAAGGCGAAUGCCGAGCAGCUGGACGCCGUAUGUCUGGAAAAGCUGACCCAUCUGUACCAGGAGAAACGUCGGGUCCGGAAGCAGUACCAGGAGGAGCACACCAAGAUUGCAACGAAAUUUAGCCAUAUUACCGAGGAUGUUGCCCGGAAGAAAACCGAAUAUCAGAAGCAUCUGGAGUACUACAAACUGCUGAGGGGCCGGUUCGAGGAGAUUAUCAAAUCGGGCAGAUCCGGCCGCAAAUUGGAUGACGUGAUCGACAAGUACCAGAAGGCCUGCCGAAAGCUUCACCUGGCCCACAACGAGUACGUGCUGCUGUUGAGUGAAGCCGCCGAAGUGGAGAAGGACAUCCGGACCAUUCUGCUGCCCGGACUGCUGGAGCACCAGCAGUCCCAGCAGGAAGGCUUUAUUCUGACGUGGCGCAACCUGCUGCAAGAAAUUUCCAAACUGGGCGAUACCACGUCGGAGAAGUUUGUCGAAAUUCAGAAACGGAUAGAGUCCAACAUCAGUGGCAUCACGCCGGCAGAGGAAUACCGGGAAUUUACCGAGAAACACAAAACCACACCCACCGCACCGGUGCUGUUCCACUUCGACGAAUCACUGGUCGAAGACAGUCUGGGAAAGCUGCAAGCCAACACACUGACGGUGGAUAAUCUAACGGUGGAUUGGCUCAAAGCCCGUCAAACGGAACUGGAGGGAUCGAUUAAGGACUUGCAGGAAACGCAAGGCAAACUGUGCCAGGAGAACGGUGUUAACGGAACUGCGACCAACAACGGAACGGGAAAUGGUAGUGGUAGUGGCAGUGGUUCCAGUCCAUCGUCGACACCGAUACUGAAUGGAUCGAAUGGGACCGCCUGUAAGGAUAGUAGUAAUAAGAAUUCCAAGGAACUGAUUGCGAUGCGCUGCCAGGAACGACAAAUGCAGAAACAGGUUGAAAUGAUUCGUGCUGCCCUGAACGACGUUGGCUGCGAGGAACUGCCUUCCGGUUGUGAUGACAUUUCAUCGAUGGAACAUCUGAUCGAGAAUAAGAAAUCGGUUAGCCAGGAUUUGUCGGAGGACUUGCACAGUUCCUCUUUGAUGCCAUUCUUCGCUUCCAAAGGAGCGGCCGGUGGUGUUAUGUCACUAAUCCGGGACCAGUUUCGACGCAAAUCCGGUCCAGCGGCUGCAGCAGCGAAAGAAAACGGUGUCACUCCGGUGGCAACACCUCGCAGCGGACAUCGGCUGCGCAACGGCACCGGCAACGGUCCCAGUCAGGCAUCCUCCACGAUGACGCUCUCGACCAACCGGCCACUGUACGAGGAGGAAUGGUUCCACGGGGUAUUGCCCCGCGAGGAGGUCGUCCGGCUGCUACGUAACGAGGGAGACUUUCUGGUCCGCGAGACGACCCGGAACGACGAAAGCCAAACCGUACUGAGUGUCUGCUGGAACGGACACAAGCACUUUAUCGUGCAAACGACGGCGGAGGGUCACUUCCGCUUCGAAGGUCCGGCAUUUCCCAGCAUACAAGCACUGAUCAUACACCAGUACCAGUCGGAGCUGCCGGUGACAGGCCGUUCCGGAGCAGUACUUCGCAAGCCAGUAUUAAGGGAACGCUGGGAGCUUAGUAACGACGAUGUGAUACUCUUGGAUAAGAUCGGUCGGGGAAACUUUGGUGACGUCUACAAGGCUAAACUGAAGUCCUCGAAAAACACACUGGUUGCGGUGAAAACCUGCAGAAUGACGCUACCCGAAGAACAGAAGCGAAAGUUCCUGCAGGAGGGACGCAUCCUCAAGCAGUACGAUCAUCCGAACAUCGUCAAAUUGAUCGGAAUCUGCGUGCAAAAGCAACCGAUCAUGAUCGUGAUGGAACUGGUUUCCGGAGGCUCGCUGUUGAUGUUUCUCCGGAAGAACUCGACCACGCUGGCCCAGAAACAACUGAUUGCCAUGUGCCGUGAUGCGGCAGCAGGAAUGCGGUACCUGGAAUCGAAAAAUUGUAUUCACCGGGAUCUGGCUGCCCGUAACUGUUUGAUUGGAAACGAGAACAUCGUUAAAAUUUCCGAUUUCGGAAUGUCACGCGAGGAAGAGGAAUACAUUGUGUCCGGUGGAAUGAAGCAAAUUCCGAUCAAAUGGACGGCACCGGAGGCAUUGAAUUUUGGCAAAUACACCUCCCUGUGCGAUGUGUGGUCCUACGGCAUUCUGGUUUGGGAGAUUUUCAGCCGGGGAGACACCCCGUACUCCGGUCUAAGUAAUUCGCGAGCACGUGAACGGAUCGACGAAGGUUAUCGUAUGCCGGCACCGGAGAAUACACCGCCGGAGAUGUACCGACUGAUGUUGAAAUGCUGGUCGUACGAACCGGAAAAUCGUCCCCACUUCGACGAAAUCUUCACCGUCGUCGAUGCGCUGAUGCUGUGUGCCAAGGACUAGCGAAUGGCCCCCCAAGGGUCCGUUGAACAACAACUACUACUACGGAAGCAUCGAUCGAAGAAAUGUCUUUCUUGCAGCCGAAAGCUGCCACCGUCGGACGCUAGCAGAAAGCAUUGGCGUCAGCGGCAGAAAACAUCACCGCCCAGCGUGGGCUCCCGGUACUUGUGCUCGUCGGUGGUGAUGUUUGCUGCCAAAGCCUGAACGCUAACUGGAACUGUUCAGUUUUUUUUAUUAUUAUUAAUAAUCAUUGUUGUUUUAACUUAUUUCUAAGUUAGCAUAGUAUUAUGUUGAAUAAAAGCGAGAUUUUAAUUGAUGAAAAGUCCCCCUCCCGCCCUACAACGAAACUGCGUCGAGCAAGUGCAAAUGAAACGAGAUUCGAGAUUGAGAACCGGUCAUUUAGAUAGAUAGCUAGGUUAGGUAGGUAGGUAGGUAGGUAGCUAGGUUUGUUUAUAAGGAGCGAGUUCGAAUGUGGCCAAAAAGCUGAGAAAUGCUUGCUUAGAUAGGAGUAUGUUGUGAUACGAACUGGAAUUUCAUCUGUCGGUAGCUAAUUAUUAAGGGAACAUGCUAGCAAAACAAAAAAAAACGCACUGUUCAUCACGCAUUAUAGUUCUAAACCAGUAAAGUGGCUCAUUGACGGUCGGUCGAUACACGAAUAAGUUAAUAAACGUUGUAAGCAUUAAUAAUGAAACGCACAAAUCUACUGGUAAAUGUCCAUAUUUCUAGGGCCACUACAAUAGAGUAAACAAAGAAAACAUUAAUGGUUUCCUAAACAUGUCAUGUCAUUAAUUCUGAAAGUAAACGUAUGCCAUUGCGACAUGGAAUGGAGACAGGAGCGUAUUUAAUACGGUGAGUUAAGCGGAAGUUGCGACUUGGUUGAGAAUAAUAUCCUACGGUAACAGAAACGCUGCUUCGCAGAAUGCAACCUUGUCUGUAAAACUAGGCCCACGAAUUUAAUCUUGCUGCAAAUCAAAAUACCCUGUAAUAAUAUUUACACACAAUAUUAAAAGUAUCGAUCAUAUUUUAUUAAAAAGGA